Messenger RNA from Cyprinodon tularosa, 2090 nucleotides. Its product is annotated as transmembrane protein 74. Lineage: Eukaryota; Metazoa; Chordata; Actinopteri; Cyprinodontiformes; Cyprinodontidae. The transcript has a single exon. Bases 578 to 1390 code for a protein of 270 amino acids. The record is from RefSeq and is a predicted model, not a curated record.
AAGAAAUAAUCACAAGCGGAUUGUGGACGGUCCACCCUUAUGCAGAGGGGCUUAUGUCCAAUCCGGUGCUGAAGUCAGAAAAAGUGUGCAGGAGGAUUCCGAUAGGCUUUCAUACUGAAGAUGGAUUUGGCACAAUCGGGAUAAUAAAAUGAACGACCGAUUGAUGAGUUAUUACUCAACGUGUCUGUGCAUCAGGGAAUGUCACCAGAGAACAAUUGACUUUAGCUUAAGCUCUGGUUAAACGUGGUAUCCUCUCCUAAUUGGAUAGGAAGGCUUUAGGCUGAUCACCUAGAUCAAGCGCAUUUCAGAAAGCAUCAGUGGAUUUCUUAUAAAUUACCCUAUCAGCUUUAAAGCGGUUUUUCAUUCGGAGUAAUAAACACAUGCACUUUGCUCCACUUUAAUAGAAUAAAUCCCAAUUUUUAGCCUGUGGCCCUAAAACAGAUCUCAAAUGAAGGCUAAUCUAAUUAGGCUGUGAUGUUAAACUCUGAGCCGGCGUGUGUGUCCACUUAGGGAUGCUGUGGAGAAGAGACUCCGUGGGAGGAAGCCUCAAAGUGAACCAGAGGGCGGCAAAACACAAAUGGCUUCCCCGAAGCUGCUUCCCAUCGAGGAUGGACGCAAACAGUCCGCAUUGAAUCCAGAUGGAAUUGACCGAGUUUCCGUCCGGAAGUCAGCGGGUUCCACAGGAGAGGGUGUCCCAGUCCGCAGCAGCCGCAAGUGCCUUUCAGCACCGAGGACAGCGCCGCGCAGGGCGUGUGCAGAGGGGAAACUCUGCCCUCCCGGCGAGGAGAAAAUACGAGUUUGCUGCGACGAGGAGUUGGAGACUUCAUUUACUUUUAUUGAUGAAAACGUAAACUUGCGAUUGGCCAGCCCGGAAACUAGCUGUAAAAGUGCUCAUAGGCCCGUGCGCAAUGGCGAAUCCUGCUCCGAGACUUUGCCUGAGCUCUCCUUCAUGUCGGAGGAUGACCUGUCCUUCGGCGAGGCCUCAGGGACUGUGGACUACGGCUUUAUCAGCGCAGUCACUUUCCUAGUGACAGGGAUCUCCCUGGUGAUCAUCUCCUAUGCUGUGCCCCGGGAUGUGGAGGUGGACCGCGACAGCGUUUCGGCCAGGGAGAUGGAGCGACUCGAGAUGGAAAGCGCCCGGAUAGGUGCCCAUUUGGACCGCUGUGUGAUUGCGGGGCUCUGCUUGCUGACUCUGGGUGGCGUCGUGCUCUCCACGCUGCUCAUGAUCUCCAUGUGGAAAGGGGAGAUGUACAGGAGGAAGCUUGCAGCGUACUCCAAACGCUCAGCUAAACUUUAUGGCUCAAUCAGCCUGAAGACAAGAUCCAGUCCCAGCCACUCGUCUGCGCGCUUGUCCUUGGAGGAGGAGAUGGACGUGGAGACUUUGGCUUAAGCUCUAGCUCUACGUAGAAACAUUUAUUUUCAAACAGAUUAAUGUCCGUUACGCACCUCUUAAAACAGCUUAACCAUGUGAGACCCAAAAUGGUAAAUGAACUGAAAAAUGCGCCACAAAUGGGAUGUGUGGGUUACAUUUACCCUUUAUAACUGCCAUUUUGAGAUGAGAUUGAAACAGAGAAAAGUCCUAAAAGUGCUAGUUUUUUUUUUUUUUUUUUUUUUUUACUGAGCACCUAUUACCCAUCCACACUGAGCAAAGCCGUCAAGGUUUUCCAGGGAAUUUAAACAGCUUGCAUUGAUUUUUCAUGUAAUUUUUACCUGUUUUAACUCCAGGUGUAAAGGACGGGGGCGAUCAAAGGUACUUUAUUAAGCUGGGGGGAGAAUCUUGGACUAAUUAACCCCAUCAAUAUGUAUAUGUUGGCAACUCAUUGUCUUUGCUCAUGCUAGAAGGGCAGUAAGUUUUUGAAUUGAGAAAGCUUCCUGGAGGGGAAUUAAAAGUUUUGGUGAGUAGAUUUGAGCAAAAGUUUAUUAAAAAACAUAUCUCAAACAAAUUUAAAGUAAUUUGUCUUUUAAUCUGUUGGGGGUUUGAAUUAUUAUAAAUAUGCCAACUCUACUGCGAUGGACUGGCUACCUGUCCAGGGUGUACCCCGCCUCUCGCCCAUUGUCUGCUGGAGAUAGGCACCAGCACCCCUCGCGAC